CCUGUGUGUCUUAGUUCAAAACCAAGAUGGCGUCCACACCUUGACAACAAGAAAUUAGUGAAUUUGAGGAAACCCAGAGCUGAAAAAGCCGUUUUCUCCCUGUUAUAAAUGACUCAAGAGCUGAGUUAUCUGCAGCUAAAGACUGCCAAUGAAGCCAGGCAAGCGGAGGAGGUCAGAGCAGACCAAAGGAAAAAGACUCUUCUUGUGCUAAUUCUACACUAUUUACGUGAAGAAGGCUAUACAGAUGCCGCUCAUAUGCUAGAGAGGGAAGGUGGAGUCAGUCUGACCAAAUUUGAAGUUUGUGAUAAUGUCGACCUGCCAACGAUAUUACAGGAGUUUGAAGCGUAUUAUUGUGUCAAGUUCAACAAGGCACCAAAAAUCAUCAAGAAAUCUCCAUCAAGUGCUGAUGCCACCAAGGGCCUUCCUCCAAAAUUAAAGUCUCUGAACAAAAACUCUAGGAAGGAUUCAGUGUCUUUGCCAAGUAUACACAACUCGGCAUCCGAUAGCUCACCCUCAUCCAAGAGACCCAGCAGUGACACAAGGAAGAAGACAAAAGUCACCAAACAGAAUUCAAGGUCUUCAUCACCUCCUACCGUCAGUCCACAAAGCACAUCUUCUGAACUCAAUCUUGCUGGGACAUCUAUUACAACUACAGGGAAAAACCCUCUUCCUAGUAAUCAGGCAGAACAUGGAAAGCGGGUCAUAGUUGACAUGAGAGCCAUGUUGAAUAAUGCCAUCAAGGGAGAGUAUAAUGCAGCCUUGGACAAUGACCCAUCUAGUCGCCUUCUCAAGCCUCUUGGAGGUUUUGCUGGUUUGACAGGCGAAUGGCGGGAUUUGGCUGCCGUAAUUAGCAGGGAUAUCUACUUGCACAACCCCGAUGUACGAUGGGAUGACAUCAUUGGUUUAGAUGCGGCCAAGCGACUCGUGAAGGAAGCUGUUGUUUAUCCUAUCAAGUAUCCUCAGCUGUUCACUGGUAUUCUGUCUCCGUGGAAAGGCCUUCUAUUGUACGGACCUCCAGGUACUGGUAAGACGCUGCUUGCCAAGGCGGUGGCGACUGAGUGUAACACAACGUUCUUCAAUAUCUCGGCAUCGUCUAUCGUCAGCAAGUGGCGCGGUGACUCAGAAAAACUUGUCAGGGUUCUGUUUGAGUUGGCUAGGUUCCAUGCCCCCUCCACCAUCUUCCUAGAUGAGCUGGAGUCUCUCAUGAGCCAAAGAGGCACAGGAGGGGGAGGAGCUGAACACGAAGGCAGCCUCCGGAUGAAGACAGAGCUCUUGGUGCAGAUGGACGGUCUAGCUCGCUCGGACGACUUGGUCUUUCUCCUCGCUGCCUCUAAUCUACCCUGGGAGCUGGAUCACGCGAUGUUGCGCAGACUGGAGAAGCGGAUUCUUGUUGAUCUACCCACACUCGAGGCGCGCAAAGCCAUGCUGAUGCAGAACCUGCCGCCAGUCAUCUCGGCAUCUGACGGGAAGGGGGUCGAGAUUCGCACAGAAAUCGACUAUGACAUGCUAGCAAAGCGAGCAGAGGGCUACUCGGGAUCAGACAUCAAGCUUCUAGCCAAGGAGGCUGCCAUGAGGAAAGUCCGCAAGAUCUUCGACAUCUUAGAGGGACAUCAUGCUGCAAAUUCCGAUGGGCGUGCCACCCCUCUCCCUAAGCUCGAGAUAGACCCUGUUGAGACCUCUGACGUCGAAGCUGCGCUGGCGCAUACCAAACCCUCCGCGAGGACGCUGACCGAUAAGUACAGAGAGUGGCAGAAAGAAUAUGAAUCGGUGUAGUCGGGGUAAGCGCGGGUUACCUGUGGAAACGCUUGCGCUUGCUAAAGCUCUCGCAAGGACUGUGACCGAUACGUACUGAGACUGACAGAAAUUAUAUGAAUCAGUGCGGGUACCGUUCAUCCCAGAGAGAAUACGAGUCAACACAUCGUUUGGGUAUGUUGGUAUAAUAUCGAGAAUGCACUCACGUGUAGCACUUGGAUGCUCUAUGCAUACGAAUGCAGAAUGUGUUUGUGGAGACAUGACGGAAAAACAUGACGUGACGCUUCAAAUAAGCCCAUUUCACAUCGAAUAAGGCGGAGAAUUCUCUGGGUACUUAGUAACUUAUAGCAAACAAAAUAUCAAGUGCGACUUUUUUUAAAUUGAUGCGACUUUUUAUAAAUUGUCAUUGAAAUUUGAGCUUUUCGUCCCUGAACUGAUACACAAUGCAAUGAUGAGCAAGGAAAAAUUAUCUUAAAAAGCCAAAAUCUGGUUAUGUGCACUUCGGCCUCACGUUAUUUGUGUUUUGAAAAUCAGUCCGUAAUACAAGGAACCUAUAGCCAUUGUAAGUAAAUGUGUCUUCUCUCUUUAUCUGGAAUUGCGCGUUUUCCAGGAUUUUCCGUCAUGUCGUUUGUGAAUGGUAUAGAGAUGUAGAAAGCGGUGCUAUAGAGUGACACAAAAACACAGCAAUCUUGUGCGUUUGGUUACGUCACGCAAGUAAAUAUAUAACGAAUGUAAAUAUACGCUAUGCGAUUUCAUAAACGUCACGCAAAACAAUGCGUCACGCAAGCGAAUAAGUGACCCAAUUGGAUGCGUCACGCAGUUGAUAAUAAAACAGUAUGUUACACAAGCGAGUGACUUAAUCGGAUGCGUGACGUAAAUUGAUCAUAAAACAAUGCGUCACGCAAGCGAUUAAGUCACUUUAUCUGAUGUGUCACGCAAAUAGCAAAGUGAGACUGUAAAUCGGUACUUCAAAUUUGUGGUUAUGUACAAAGUAGAUAUUUGUAAAAUAUUAAGCAUUCUAGUGUAUAUUUUUUAUAUAAAUAAAUCUCUACUUAGUUUA
Molecule: messenger RNA, 2812 nt
Organism: Nematostella vectensis (starlet sea anemone)
Lineage: Eukaryota; Metazoa; Cnidaria; Anthozoa; Actiniaria; Edwardsiidae
Product: katanin p60 ATPase-containing subunit A-like 2
Exons: 17
Coding region: 109-1773 (554 amino acids)
Molecular function (GO): protein binding; ATP hydrolysis activity; ATP binding
Source: RefSeq, a predicted model, not a curated record